AAAGUAGGAUAGACAGAGAGGGUGGGAGGUAAGAUCUGUGUUACAGGGUUAUAAAUACAGAUGGUCAGUCCUAUUGCAAAGUCUUCACUUAUCUCCUGGACACACAGACCUCCACCAAAAUGCAUUUUCAUCGCUUUAACCUGGCAAAAUUUGGAUUUUGCAUGUUGCUCUUGCUAGCGCUGAUAUAUCAGGUAUCUAGUGUGCCAUUGGUGACUCCUGAGGUACAAUCAGAUCUUCAGCUUUCACAUAUACUGCACCGCAAGAUACGAAUGUCCCCUCUAUGGCGAAUUAUGGGGUUCAAACCAUAUGGAGCCUAUUGCCAGGACAAUAUAGAGUGUUCCACAGGAUUUUGCAGGAAUGGUCAUUGUUCUUUCAGUGGGCCUGUUCAUUCUUAGUGGAGUGGACAACUGAAAUUUUGAACAGAAAAAUAUUCAUUUACAAGUCAACCCAAUAUGUUCAAAAUGCCAAGACUUUUUUUUUUUAAAACAUGUAAUCAUAGCAUUGUGAGUGUAUGUUGUAAGCACUUUAACUUUUGAUCUGUAUGUAGCACAGUACACAGUGCAUGUGAAGAAAUCUGACUUGAAAAGUUACAUUGGUUACACUGGAUAUCUUUUACUCUCAAGGCACGUAUUAAGAUUUAUUUAAUUAGAUUUACUUAUGCUAAAUCCAAAGUCUCUUUGAAUUGGGUUGUUAUUUUGGAUAAUGUUUUAAUUUCAUUUAUACAGACCCAAAAAUGUCAUGCCAAAUUAUUUUCCAUUUCUAAGCCUUAACCCUUACAUACCUUGUAAUUAUGCUUAGUUAAAGGGCUGUAUUACCCUGUGUGAGCAUGUGUUUUUAAUUGUGAAAUGCAUUAUUAAGAAUUACUGUAUGAUGCCUCAUUAGUGUAUUUGUUAUUAUUUAUAGACUAGACCCUUACUAGAAGUAUUUUCAUGGAAAUUCCAUUUUGAUACAGAUCAUUUUUUUGCUCAUUUGAUCUUUGAUAUAAAGUACUGUAUUUGAUAAUGAGGUAAUAAGGGCAUACAGGAAGGUCAUUGUGACUAAUUCUCAGAAACCCACUUCUAGUGACAAAGGCCAUUGAUUUUCCUCAGCAUGCAUGUGUUAGAGAGAGAGGAGUAUUUGCACAAGAAUGUACUGUAACAGAAUGAUGUCAUUGUACUGUGAACAACCUCCACAUUAAGUCGAAUAAAACACUAAUUCU
Molecule: messenger RNA, 1198 nt
Organism: Xyrauchen texanus (razorback sucker)
Lineage: Eukaryota; Metazoa; Chordata; Actinopteri; Cypriniformes; Catostomidae
Product: liver-expressed antimicrobial peptide 2-like
Exons: 3
Coding region: 120-395 (91 amino acids)
Biological process (GO): defense response to bacterium; antimicrobial humoral immune response mediated by antimicrobial peptide
Source: RefSeq, a predicted model, not a curated record